AUGCCAAGUCCACUGCUUGAACUGCAGUCGUAUCGGGAGUAUAAUAUUCAAUUGAAGGCGGUGAUUGGCCAUAGAAAGCCUGAUAUGGAGACGUUUAAUGGAGGAGUGGUAAGUGGAGUUGUACCACCACUCUGCUCACGGAAGCCAUUGUACCCAGGUGUGUGGUUUGUCCCGCACAUAGCAUCUCAGGUAGUGUUCUAG
Molecule: messenger RNA, 201 nt
Organism: Prunus armeniaca (apricot)
Lineage: Eukaryota; Viridiplantae; Streptophyta; Magnoliopsida; Rosales; Rosaceae
Source: the annotation of a GenBank genome assembly